This is a messenger RNA of Melanotaenia boesemani (Boeseman's rainbowfish), 3506 nucleotides long. RefSeq names its product amphiphysin (gene amph). Lineage: Eukaryota; Metazoa; Chordata; Actinopteri; Atheriniformes; Melanotaeniidae. Gene Ontology annotation, cellular component: plasma membrane; cytoplasm; synaptic vesicle. The transcript is spliced from 23 exons. Gene Ontology annotation, molecular function: phospholipid binding; protein binding. The record is from RefSeq and is a predicted model, not a curated record. Gene Ontology annotation, biological process: synaptic vesicle endocytosis. The coding region runs from base 100 to 2373 and encodes 757 amino acids.
AAUCAGCUGAUCGCUCAGCCCCUCCCACCUAUGCGCGCGCUCGCGUUCGCCUCCUCCGUCUGUCAUCGUCUGUAAUCCUCCGCUGUCUCUGCUGUCACCAUGGCGGAAAUCAAAACGGGAAUAUUCGCUAAAAACGUGCAGAAGCGGCUGAACAGAGCGCAGGAGAAGGUCCUGCAGAAGCUGGGAAAAGCAGAUGAAACCAAAGAUGAGCAGUUUGAACAAGUGGUUAUCAACUUCAAGCGGCAGGAGUCUGAAGGCUCUCGGCUGCAGAGAGAGAUGAAGGCCUACAUGUCUGCUAUCAAAGGAAUGCAGCAGGCAUCCAUCAAUCUGACCCAGUCUCUGCACGAAGUCUAUGAGCCAGAUUGGCAUGGAAAAGAUGAUGUCCUGACCAUCGGGAAGGACUGUGAUGCACUGUGGGAAGACUUCCAUAACAAACUGGUGGACUCGACUCUGCUGAACCUGGAUGAGUACCUGCAGCAGUUUCCAGACCUGAAGACUCGUGUGGCCAAAAGAAGUCGUAAACUCAUUGACUACGACAGUGCUCGUCAUCACGUAGAAACUCUGCAGGCAUCUGGGAUAAAGAGUGAUCGCAAAAUAAUUAAGGCAGAAGAAGAGCUGAAGAAGGCUCAGAGAGUCUUCGAUGAGCUGAACGUUGGUCUGCAGGAUGAACUACCAACGCUCUGGGAUUGCCGAGUCGGCUUCUACAUCAGCACCUUUAAGAGUGUGACGAGUCUGGAGGCAAAGUUUCACCGUGAGAUCUCCCUGGUGUGCAAGGAACUUUAUGAAGUGAUGACGAAACUAGCUGAACAGCACUCUGACAAAAUGUUCACUAUUCAAGGAGCACCAAGUGAUUCUGGACCACUGCGUCUUGCAAGAACCCCCUCACCACCAGAAGAUGAGAGCCCACCUGAAAGUCCAGAUGCUAGUUCCAAUCACAUGCUCCGCCCUGUCUCACCUGGACCACCACGCCCCAAAUCCCCAACUCAGCUGAAAAAGGGACCACCAGUGCCCCCUCCACCAAAAGUCACACCCACCAAGGAGGUAGCAGAAGAGCAGAUCAUCGACUUGUUUGGUGGAGAAUUUCUUCCAGCGCCUUCACCAUCACAGCCCAACGAACGACCUGGACAGUCUCUGCUGGACCUAGACUUUGAUGAUUUCCAGCCCGAUGAAAGUGUUUCACCCAUCCCACAGACAGCUGUACCUUGGGAUAUGUGGUCGGCGAACUCCCAACCUGCUCAACCUCAGGGUGCAGAAGCUGGCUUCGUCGCUGACUGGUCUGCUGACUUUGGUUCAGUGCCAGCAAAUGGAGAUGCUUCAACAGCUAAACCUCCUGGUGCCCCUGAGCCUCCUGCUGCAGGGCUGGAAGGGGAUCAGGGUGGGACUCAAGGCUGGCCCCAGGCUGAGGGUUUGCAGCCAGGUGAAGAUACAACAACUACUCAAGACAGUGAGUCCACAGCAGCUGAAGAUGAGGUGGCUGGUGAAUUCAAUGGAUUUUCACAGGAUGCUGCUGCCCCAUCCUUUUUUGCUGAUUUUGAUAAUAUGAACAAAGUAAGCCAUGAAUCAAAUGAAUCUCCUGAAGCACCAGAGGCACAAAUUCCUGGUCCUACAGAGAUAGCUGAGUUGCAAAAUAAACCUCAAGAGCCCUCUACUGGAGGAGAGGAGCAUGAAAGCCAAUCUGCCCCAGCUGGUGAGGACUCACUGAUCCCACCUAUGGAAAAAGAGAUGGAGGAACCUCCAUUCAUUCCAGUUGAUGAGGACUCGCUAAUCUCACCUGUUGAAAAAGAGAUGGAGGAAGCUCUAUCUCUUUCAGCUGGUGAGGUCAAAGAACCUGAAGAUCCUCCUGCUGAUGAAGAGGAAGUAAAAAGCUCAGAGAGUCUGAAGGAGGAGAAUGCACCUGCUUUAGUUGGAAGUCAAGACUCUGAGAGGGCAGAGCUUGGUGAGAUUCCUCAUCCUGAAGAGACCAAAACAUCUUUAACGGAGAACAUGCCCAUACCUUCUGUUGUGAUUGAACCUGCCUCGAGUAAUGAAGGCGAUGAUGAUCGGGAUGGUGACAUCAUAUCUCCUACCACCAUCAGUGACAAUGGUGUGGCAACUGAAAGCCAAAGCAUCAAACAUAUGACUCCAUCAGGGGGAGUUUCAGGACUUCCUGUUGACUUUCUUUACAAGGUGGAGACCAUGCAUGACUUUGAGGCUGCAAAUUCAGACGAGCUUGAACUAAAGAGAGGUGAUGUUGUUUUGGUGGUUCCCACAGCUUCAGUGGAGGAUCAGGAUGCUGGCUGGCUUACAGGGAUGAAAGAAAGUGAUUGGUUAACCCUAGGAAUUAGUGCUCAAAGAGGACUUUUCCCUGAAAACUUUACCCAGCGUUUGGAGUGAGAAGUUCUUUUGGUGGAAGACAAAAAUAUGUGUAAUAUGAUGUAAUCUGUGUAAGCAAUGCAGUCAGCAUGUAGCCAACCCAUUUGCAACCUGUUGCAACUGCAUAUGACAACAUGACACCUUGGUGACAAAUAAAUUCUGCUAAAAGUCAUUGUAAUACUGCUGGAUUUCCUGCAUAUCUGAUUAAUAAAUCAAAAUAAACAUGAUGUGAAGUUUUGUUUCAAUGAAAAAAGAUAUAUGGUUGAUUGGAACGUUUGCAAUCUCUACACAUUAACUUAGGAAGAGAUUUGAGUUGUUUGAAAAGAAACAAACCAACUCCAAAUAAGGCUAAAUGUACUUUACACCCUCGAUGUCAAAGGUCCCCAACCCUGGUCCUCCAGGCCCACAGUCCUGCAGGUCUCAGAUGUCUCCCUGCUCAUUAGCAGACUUGUGCAGCACUUGUCAGAGAACAGUUUAAUUUGAAUCUGAUGUGUUACAGCAGGGAGACAUCUAAGACCUACGAGAUAGUGGGCCUGGAGGACCUGGGUUGGGGACCUCUGCUCUAUGUUGUAAUGAUCAUGUUGCUUUGUUGUGGAAUAUACCAGAAACUGUAGUGCUGUGUUGUAUUUAUUUAAGUGUUGUUGAGUGUAACAUCAAACAUGUGAAUUUAUUGGUUUUCAGACCAUUACUGUUAAUCUCAAGUCAUUGUUAAUGCUUUCUGUACCAUUACUGAGUAAGGUUGAUGAUAGGUCUUUGUGUGAAAAGUAUUUCUUUCUUUUAAAGAAUAUUAAUAAUUCUUUCACUUUCACUUUAAAAAAUGUAGUGCACACCUAGCAUGAAACUUAAAAUAUUUAAGGAAUUUACUAUCUCAAGCUGAUAAAGAAUAUCUCCAAAAGGGAAAAUGUCUGAGCCAAUCAAAAUGUCUUAAACCUAGCCCUCUAUUUUUAUUUGAAGUGAAUGGAUGGAAUGUUUGUUGAACCCAAUAUGCAAUGUAUGUUAUUAAACACAAAGGUACACAUUCUAGACUGUACUGUGACUCUUAAAACAGAACAUGAUUUAAUUUGUUCGCAAAUCAGUGUUAGUGAAGACCAUCUACGUGAUAUAAAUGCUAUAAAAACCUGUGUGAAUACAAAUAAAUAUGUCUUCAUAAGGUC